Diatraea saccharalis (sugarcane borer) is the source of this 489-nucleotide messenger RNA. NCBI's taxonomy places the organism in Eukaryota, Metazoa, Arthropoda, Insecta, Lepidoptera, Crambidae. The record is from the annotation of a GenBank genome assembly.
AUGGCAAGCAGCCGAUUAGAACGCAUUGGCACUAUACUAACAAGAGUGGAGGGUCUUCUCACACGUGGUGCUAUGAAACCUGACGAUAGACCUCUAUGGUUCGAUGUUUAUCGAGCAUUUCCCCCAUUUACUGAACCAAAAAUGGCUAAACCAAAACCAGAGAUCAAGCCCAUCCGACAAAUAUUGUAUCAGGAAGAUAUCAUAAGAGCGAAGUUUCAUUCAAAAGGAUUGGGCUUGGGAACUACAAAUAUAUUAAACCCUAAUAGUGAGACACAUAUGAAAAGAUUAAUUAGCCAAUAUCAAAAACUAAAAUCUGAUGGUGUCCCAGAGGAAGAGUUAAUCGAAAAGUCAGCUGAAAUAGUUGAUGGUGAGCGUCAGCGCCAAGAAAACAUCAAGGAACCUAAAUAUAAAAAUACUGUAAGUCCCGAGUCUGUGACAACACAAGUGUUAGCAGAAGCAGAUUUGAAAAAUAUUUUUAGCGAAAAGUGA